UCGCGGGUCGGGAGGACGGAGGGAAAACCUGGGAGAUCCGCACAGCCAGUGACCGGCAACUUUCGGGCGAGACUUGGCCGCGCACAACUGCGCGCUGCCUUUUUCUGGAUUCUCCCGAGCUCGCCUCAGGUUGGCGUCCUGCUUCUCCCGAGAGCUCGGCCCGCUCUCGCUCGGGCAGUGAGGGAAUCGAAUCCCCCGCCAGCCCCGGCGCCUCCGGGCAGAUGUGAGUGUCGCUCUCCGCCCGUCCACCUCAUUUCCGCGGAGGUAACCGCCUGCCGUCCGCCGCCCGCCACCCACCGCCCUCGGAUCGCCCCGGCUCGGGGCACCGAAGCCAGCGUUUUAGCCGUGAGCCGGUACUUGGAUGCCGAAGGCUGGGCUCCUCCAGCGUGGGUUCCGAGGCUGCGAUGGGUGUCCUCAAAGUGUGGUUCGGCGUGGCCCUUGCAUUGGCGAAAUUUGCAGUAUUGCCUCAUCAUUCAGAAGGUGCUUGUGUCUAUCAGGGUUCCUUGUUGGAGGAUGCCACAAUUUGGAAGCCUGAUUCAUGCCAGAACUGCCGUUGCCAAGGUGAUAUCGUUAUCUGCAAACCUGCUGUUUGCAGAAACCCUCAGUGUGCCUUUGAGAAGGGAGAAGUGCUUCAAAUAGCCGCCAACCGAUGCUGCCCUGAGUGUGUCUCGAGGACUCACGGAUCUUGCCACCAUGAAGGGAGAAUCCAUGCACACGGGACAGAGUGGGUCUCCUCCCCAUGUAGUGUGUGCUCUUGUACUCAUGGAGAAGUCCGGUGCACCCCCCAGCCAUGCCCACCACUGUCAUGCGGACACCAGGAGCUGGAAUUCAUCCCUGAAGGAAGCUGCUGCCCAGUCUGUGUGGGCCCUGGGAAACCUUGCUCCUAUGAAGGCCGUGUGUUUCAGGAUGGGGAGGACUGGCGGUUGAGCAGAUGUGCCAGAUGUGUGUGUAGCAACGGGGUUGCACAGUGCUUUACAGCUCAGUGUCCGCCUCUGUUCUGUAACCAGGAUGAAACUAUAGUCCGAGUCCCUGGAAAAUGUUGCCCACGGUGCUCUGCACGAUCCUGCUCUGCAACUGGCCAAGUGUAUGAGCAUGGUGAGCAGUGGAGUGAAAACGCUUGUACCACAUGUAUAUGUGACCGCGGCGAAGUCAGGUGCCACAGACAGGCCUGCCCUCCAUUAAGAUGUGAAAAGGGUCAGAGCAGAGCUCGACGUCAUGGGGAAUGCUGUGAGGCAUGUGUGUCUCCUGCCGGAAGCUGCUCCUAUGAUGGGAUUGUGCGGUACCAGGACGAAAUGUGGAAGGGCUCGGCCUGUGAGUUCUGCAUGUGUGACCGUGGCCAAGUGACCUGCCAGACUGGAGAGUGUGCCAAAGAGGAGUGUGCUCAGGGUGAAGAACUAAUUCACUUGGAUGGAAAAUGCUGUCCUGAAUGCAUUUCAAGGAAUAGUUAUUGUGUUUAUGGAGAAAAAGAAGAAUUUAUGUCCUCAAAUGCCAGUGAAGCUACCCGUAUUCCAGAGGGAGAGACAUGGGAGGUUGGCUCUUGCAAGGUGUGCGAGUGUCGGGGGGCUCAGGUAACUUGUUAUGAGCCCUCUUGCCCACCUUGUCCAGUGGCCACACUAGCUGUGAAGGUGAAGGGACAGUGCUGUCCAGAUUGCACAUUGGUUCAUUGCCACAAAGACUGCCUGACCUGUUCUCAGUCUCCAGACCAUUGUGAUCUCUGCCAGGAUCCCACAAAGUUACUGCAGAAUGGACGAUGUGUGCACAGCUGUGGUCUUGGAUUUUACCAAGCCAGUGAUCGCUGUUUAGCCUGCCAGCCCCAGUGCGCUGCGUGCACCAGUGGGUUGGAGUGCUCCUCCUGCCGGCCGCCCCUGCUGAUGCAGCAUGGGCAGUGCGUGCCCACCUGUGUGGACGGCUUCUUCCAAGAUCGCCACUCCUGUGCAGUUUGCCACGAGUCCUGUGCAGCAUGCUGGGGGCCCACAGAGAAGAACUGCCUGGCCUGCAGAGAUGCCCUCCAAGUGCUGAGAGAGGGUGGCUGUGAGAGCAGCUGUGGUGAAGGCUUUUACAACAAGCAGGGGAUCUGUAAGGCUUGUGACCAAUCCUGUAAGAGCUGUGGCCCUAAUAGUACCACAUGUCUCACCUGUACUGAGAAGACAGUGUUGCUCGAUGGGAAAUGCAUUCCUGAAUGCCCUGGUGGGUACUAUGCUAAUGCCACUGGCAAAUGCAAAGUUUGUCAUAACUCGUGUGCCAGCUGCUCUGGACCUACAGCCUCUCACUGUAUAGCCUGCGCCCACCCCAAUGUGCUGCGCCAAGGCUACUGUUUGCCCAGCUGUGGAGAGGACUUUUACCCUGACCAUGGGGUCUGCAAAGCCUGUCAUUCCUCGUGCCUGACUUGUGUGGGUCCAGAGCCCUCUCACUGUACUCAGUGUAAGAAGCCAGAAGAAGGAUUGCAAGUGGAGCAGCUUUCUGGGGUAGAUGUCCCCUCUGGCGAGUGUCUAUCCCAGUGUAGAGCCCAAUUUUACUUGGAGAACACUGGGCUGUGUGAAGCCUGUCACCAAUCCUGCUUUGGAUGUGCAGGGAAGAGCCCGCAUAACUGCACAUCCUGCCAGCCUCCUCGUGUGCUGUUGGAUGGGCAGUGCCUGUCCCAGUGCCCAGACGGAUACUUUAACCAGGAAGACAGCUGUAAAGAAUGCCACCCAACCUGCAGGCAGUGCCACGGCCCGUCGGAAUCUAAUUGCACCUCUUGUCACCCUCAUGUCACCCUUAUGGGUGGAAGCUGCAGGACCAACUGCAAGGAGGAGCAGUUCCUCAACCUCAUGGGGUACUGUGCUGACUGCCAUCCUCUGUGCCAGCACUGUGCAGCUGAUCUCCACAACACCGGGAGUGUGUGCCUGCGAUGCCAGGAUGCCCGUUACCUGCUACUGGGGGACCACUGUGCUCCUGACUGCCCGUCAGGAUACUAUGUGGAAAAAGGAGCUUGUGAAAGAUGUCACUCCUCCUGCCGAACCUGCCAGGGCAGAGGACCCUUCUCCUGCACCUCAUGUGACACCAACCUGGUUCUGUCCCACAUUGGCACCUGCACCACCACCUGCUUCCCUGGGCACUAUCUGGAUGACAACCAUGCUUGCCAGCCAUGCGACACACAUUGUCGAAGCUGUGAUUCACAGGCCAGCUGUACCUCCUGCCGAGAUCCAAACAAGGUCCUGCUCUUUGGGGAAUGUCAGUAUGAGAGCUGUGCACCACAGUACUAUCUUGACUUCACCACCAAGACGUGCAAAGAGUGUGAUUGGAGUUGCAGUGCAUGCAAAGGGCCUCUGAGAACAGACUGCCUGCAGUGCAUGGAUGGCUACGUUCUCCAAGAUGGGGCCUGCGUGGAGCAGUGCUCACCACAGUUUUACCGAGACUUGGGCCUCUGCAAGAGCUGUGGCAGCCACUGUUUGCAAUGCCAGGGUCCCCAGGAGUGCACCCGCUGUGAAGGGCCAUUUCUCCUCUUGGAAGCCCAGUGUGUCCAGGAAUGUGGGAAGGGUUACUUUGUAGACCGUGCAAGUCACAGAUGCACAGCCUGCCCUCGAGGGUGCUUGCAGUGUAGCCACAGGGACCAGUGUCACCUCUGUGACCAUGGGUUCUUUCUGAAGAGUGGCCUUUGUGUUCUCAACUGUGUUCCUGGCUUCUCCAGCCUCUCCUUUAACGGGACAUGUGCUGGCAAAAUACAUACCCCUAGUCUUCAUGUGAAUGGUUCCCUAACCCUUGCAAUUGGUUCAAUGAAGCCAUUGGAUUUUUCUUUUCUGAAUGUCCAAGACCAAGAUGGCAGGGUCGAAGACCUCCUGUUCCAUGUUGUGAGCACUCCCACCAAUGGCCGGCUAGUCCUCUCAAAGAAUGGAAAAGAAGUGCAGCUGGACAAGGCUGGCCAUUUUAGCUGGAAAGAUGUGAAGGAGAAGAAAGUGCGUUUUGUGCACAGCAAAGAAAAACCCAGGAAAGGUUACUUUUCCCUGAAAAUUAGUGACCAGCAGUUCUUCUCUGAGCCACAACUGAUCAACAUACAAGCAUUUUCAACACAGGCCCCCUAUGUGCUGAGAAAUGAAAUCCUCCAUAUUAGCAGAGGAGAGAGUAGAAGCAUCACCACCCAGCUGCUUGACAUCCGAGAUGAUGACAACCCACAGGAUGUGGUAGUCGAAGUGCUUGAUCCUCCACUUCAUGGCCAGUUGCUCCAAAUGCUUCGGGCUCCCUCAGCCCCUAUCUAUCAAUUCCGACUGGAUGAGCUCUCUAGGGGCCUUCUCCACUAUGCUCAUGAUGGCUCAGAUAGCGUAUCUGAUGUUGCAGUCUUGCAGGUCAAUGACGGGCAUUCCUUCCAAAAUAUACUGUUCCACAUUAAGACUGCACCCAAGAAUGAUGGAGGUCUUCAGCUUGUGGCUAAUUCAAUGGUGUGGGUUCCAGAAGGAGGCAUGCUGCAGAUUACCAACAGAAUCUUACAGGCCGAAGCUCCAGGUGUCAGCGCCUCAGAAAUCAUCUACAAAAUCACACAAGACCACCCCCAAUUUGGGGAUGUGGUCCUUCUGGUUAAUAUGCCUGCAGACAGUCCAGCAGAUGAAGGGCAGCACCUGCCUGAUGGGAGGACAGCAACCCCCACCAGUACCUUCACCCAGCAAGACAUCAAUGAAGGCAUCAUAUGGUACAGGCACUCGGGGGCCCCAGCCCAAAGUGACUCCUUCCGCUUUCAGGUGUCCAGUGCUGCAGACGCCCAGACCCAUCUGGAGAGCCGCACGUUCAACAUCGCCAUCUUACCACAGACACCUGAGGCACCUAAACUCUCGCUUGGAGCAUCUCUCCACAUGACUGCUCGAGAAGACCGCCUGACUGUGAUUCAGCCUCAUUCCCUCUCCUUUGUAAAUUCUGGGAAGCCAAGUGGAAAGAUCAUAUACAAUAUCACUCUACCUCUGCAUCCAAAUCAAGGUAUCAUCGAACACAGGGACCAGCCUCACUCUCCCAUCCAGUAUUUCACGCAGGAAGAUAUUAACCAAGGCAAAAUCCUGUACCGACCUCCCACUGCAGCCCCCUACCUCCAGGAGAUCAUGACUUUCUCCUUUGCUGGUCUCCCAGAAUCGGUGAAAUUCCACUUCACAGUUUCCGAUGGAGAGCACACAAGUCCAGAGACGGUCCUCACCAUUCACUUACUUCCCACUGAUCAGCAGCUUCCAGUGUUCCAGGUCACAGCUCCACUCCUUGAGGUCAGCCCGGGAGGCAGCACUUCUGUAGGACUUCAGUUGUUAGUAAGAAAUGCUGACACUGUACCUGAAGAACUCUCCUUUGAGCUUCAGAAACCUCCACAGCAUGGCGUGCUCCUUAAAUACACAGCUGAGUUCCAAGGACCCAUGGUUGCAGGUGACACUUUCACAUAUGAAGAUACUGAGAAAAAUGCUUUGCGGUAUAUACAUGAUGGCUCCUCUGCCUGGGAAGACAGCAUGGAGAUUGCUGUCACAGAUGGCGUCACCACAACAACGUUGGAAGUGAGAGUGAAGGUGUCGCUGUCAGAGGACCAAGGGCCUCGGCUGGCUGCUGGCUCAUCUCUGAGCAUUACUGUUGCCAGCAAAAGCUCAGCCGUAAUCACUAGAUCACACCUUGCUUACCUUGAUGAUUCUUCCCCCGACCCAGAGAUCUGGAUUCAGUUAAUUUCUCUGCCAAUGUAUGGUGCUCUCUUAAGAACCUCAGGACCGGAGGUGGAAGAACUCUCAGAAAUGUCCAAUUUCACAAUGGAAGACAUCAACAACAACAAGAUUAGGUACUCAACUGUGUUUGAGCCAGAUGGUCAUCUGGUUACUGAUAGCUUCCAUUUCUCUGUUUCUGACAUGGACCACAACCAUCUGGACAAUCAGAUGUUUACCAUCAUUAUCACUCCCGUUAAGAAUCCACCUCCAGUCAUUGCUUUUGCUGACCUUAUCACGGUUGAUGAGGGAGGGAGAACCCCACUCUCAUUUCACCAUUUCUUUGCUGCUGAUGAUCAUGACAACCUCCAAGGAGAUGCCAUCAUUAAACUAAGUGCUCUGCCCAAAUACGGCUGCAUUGAGAACACAGGAACAGGUGAUCGCUUUGGCCCUGGAGCUACCAGUGACUUGGAGGCAUCGUUCCCUAUUCAAGAUGUCCUGGAAAACUACAUUUACUACUUUCAGAGUGUUCAUGAAAGCAUUGAGCCAACCCAUGAUAUUUUUAGUUUUUAUGUGACUGAUGGAACUGGUCGUUCUGAAAUUCACAGCAUCAAUAUCACCAUCGAGAGGAAGAAUGAUGAGCCUCCCAGGAUGACCCUGCGGCCCCUCAGAGUGCAGCUAAGCUCUGGAGUGGUUAUAAGCAAUUCUUCCUUGAGCCUGCAAGACCUGGACACUCCAGAUAAUGAGCUGAUUUUUGUAUUGACAAAAAAGCCUGACCACGGUCAUCUGCUCCAGAAGCAAACUGCCUCUGAGCCACUAGAGAAUGGGAGGGUUUUAGCCCAGGGCUCCUCCUUUACCUACCAGGAUGUCCUGGAUGAGCUGGUUGGGUACAAGCCAGGUGGCCAUGGUGUGGCAGUGGAUGAGUUCCACUUCUCCCUGACUGAUGGCAAACAUACCAACACAGGGAGGAUGGAGAUCUACAUAGAGCUGCCUAUAAGUGACACCCUCCAGUUGGUGGUAAACUGGGGCCUACAGCUCUCAGCAGGGUCUGUCGCACGCAUCACAGAAGAGCACUUGAAAGUGACAGAUACUGACUCAGACGACCAUCAGGUUGUGUAUAUCAUGAAGGAAGAUCCUGGCGUGGGGCGCCUGCAGAUGGUUAAGCGUGACAACCUGGAGCAAAUCUCCGUUAAAGGCCCCAUCCGAAGUUUCACCCAGGCUGACAUUAGCCGAGGGCAAGUGGAAUACAGUCAUGGAAAGGGAGAGUCUGGUGGCAGUUUUGCCUUUAAAUUUGAUGUGAUUGAUGGAGAAGGCAAUAAAUUGACUGACCAGUCAUUUUCCAUCAGUGUUUCAGAGGACAGAUUCCCACCAGUCAUCACCACCAAUAAAGGUCUGGUCUUGGAUGAGAACUCAGUGAAGAAAAUCACCACUCUGCAGCUGUCAGCCACUGACCAGGAUAGUGAGCCUGCAGAAUUGAUCUACAGAGUCACCAAGCUGCCCCAGCUGGGCCACCUGGAACAUGCAGCAUCACCAGGUAUCCAGAUUAGCUCCUUUAGCCAAGCUGACCUGACCUCACGAAAUGUUCAGUAUAUCCAUUCCAGCGAGGCUGAGAAACACACAGAUGCCUUCAGUUUUAUGCUCUCUGAUGGAGUCAAUGAGGUGACUCAGACUUUCCAUAUCACCAUUCUCCCUGUGGAUGAUUCGCUGCCCAUUGUCCAGAGCCCAGGGAUGCGAGUACAGGAGGGCGUGAGGAAGACCAUCACAGAGUUUGAACUCAAGGCAGUGGAUGCGGACACAGAGGCUGAGUCUGUCACAUUCACCAUUGUGCAGCCCCCACGCCAUGGCACCAUCGAGCGAACCACCAAUGGGCAGCAUUUCCGCCACACCUCCACCUUCACCAUGGAAGACAUCUACCAGAACCGGGUCAGCUAUAGCCAUGAUGGCAGCAACUCCCUCAAAGACCGAUUCACCUUCACUGUUUCUGAUGGGACAAACCCUUUCUUUAUUAUUGAGGAAGGAGGAAAAGAGAUUAUGACCGCAGCACCUCAGCGGUUCCGAGUAGAUAUCCUCCCAGUGGAUGAUGGCACUCCUAGAAUCGUGACCAACCUGGGGCUCCAGUGGCUGGAGUAUAUGGAUGGCAAGGCAACCAACCUGAUCACCAAGAAGGAACUGCUGACCAUGGACCCAGACACGGAGGACUCACAGCUUGUCUAUGAGAUGACGAUGGGCCCCAAGCAUGGCUAUGUGGAGAAUAAGCUUCAGCCUGGCACAGCUGUUGCUCUUUUCACCCAGGAGGAUGUGAACCUGGGGUUGAUUCGUUAUGUGUUGCAUGAGGAGAAGAUCCAUGAGAUGAUGGAUAGUUUUCAGUUUCUGGUGAAAGACAGUAAACCUAAUGUGGUCAGCGACAAUGUCUUCCAUAUUCAGUGGUCCCUCAUCAGCUUUAAAUAUACCAGCUACAAUGUCAGCGAGAAGGCGGGGUCUGUCAGCAUCACAGUACAGAGAACGGGGAACCUAAAUCAGUACGCCAUCGUCCUGUGUCGUACCGAGCAGGGCACUGCUAGUUCCAGCUCCAGAGUCAGCUCCCAUCCUGGGCAGCAGGACUACGUGGAGUAUGCUGGCCAGGUGCAGUUUGAUGAACGAGAGGACACCAAGUCCUGCACCAUCGUCAUCAAUGAUGAUGAUGUGUUUGAGAACAUCGAGAGUUUCACAGUGGAGCUCAGCAUGCCAGCAUAUGCCUUAUUAGGGGAAUUCACCCAGGCAAAGGUCAUUAUCAAUGACACUGAGGACGAGCCUACCUUAGAGUUUGAUAAGAAAACCUACUGGGUCAACGAGAGUGCUGGUUUCCUUUUUGCACCUAUAGAAAGAAAAGGAGAUUCGAGCAGCAUUGUAUCUGCAGUUUGCUACACCAUCCCGAAGUCAGCUAUGGGAAGCAGCCUCUAUGCUCUAGAAUCAGGCUCUGAUUUUAAAUCUAGAGGGAAGUCUGCUGAGAGCCGGGUGAUAUUUGGGCCUGGUGUCACCAUGUCAACCUGUGAUGUCAUGCUCAUUGAUGACAGCGAGUAUGAAGAGGAAGAAGAAUUUGAAAUUGCCCUGGCAGAUGCUUCUGACAAUGCCCGCAUUGGAAGGCUUGCAUCAGCCAAGGUGCUCAUUAGUGGUCCCAAUGAUGCCUCCACUGUUUCCCUGGGCAACACAGCGUUCACUGUCAGCGAGGAUGCAGGCACAGUGAAGAUUCCAGUUAUCCGACAUGGUACUGACCUUUCAACCUUCACAUCUGUGUGGUGUGCAACACGGCCCUCAGACCCAGCUUCUGCCACUCCGGGAGUUGACUAUGUUCCCAGCUCUAGGAAAGUAGAAUUCAGGCCUGGUGACACUGAACAGUAUUGCACUUUGACUAUCUUGGAUGACGCUCAAUACCCAGUAAUUGAAGGACUGGAGACAUUUGUGGUUUUCCUCAGCUCAGCACAAGGGGCCGAACUGACCAAACCCUUCCAGGCUGUCAUUGCAAUUAAUGAUACCUUCCAGGAUGUGCCCAGCAUGCAGUUUGCCAAGGAUUUGCUCCUAGUGAAGGAGAAGGAGGGUGUCCUACGCAUUCCUAUCAUUCGGAGUGGGGACCUGAGCUAUGAGUCAUCUGUGAGGUGCUAUACUCAGGGCCAUUCAGCUCAGGUCAUGGAGGACUUUGAAGAGAGAAGAAAUUCAGACUCUUCACGGAUUACGUUUCUGAAAGGGGAGAAAGUAAAGAACUGUACUGUCUAUAUCCAUGAUGACUCCAUAUUUGAGCCAGAGGAACAGUUCAGGGUCAUCCUUGGCCAUCCUCUUGGAAACCACUGGAGUGGAGCAAGAGUUGGAAAGAAUAGCAUGGCCACCAUCACCAUAUCCAAUGAUGAAGAUGCCCCCACCAUUGAGUUUGAAGAAGCUGCAUACCAGGUUCGGGAACCAGCGGGGCCAGAUUCCACUGCUAUUCUGAACAUCAAGGUGAUCCGCAGAGGUGAUCAGAACAGGACCUCCAAGAUUCGCUGUAGCACGCGGGACGGGUCUGCCCAGUCUGGUGUGGAUUAUUACCCAAAGAGCCGAGUGUUGAAGUUCAGUCCUGGUGUGGAUCAUAUCUUUUUUAAAGUCGAGAUCUUGUCCAAUGAAGACCGGGAAUGGCAUGAAUCUUUCUCCCUAGUCCUUGGGCCAGAUGACCCAGUGGAAGCAGUGCUCGGGGAUGUGACUACUGCCACAGUGACGAUUCUAGACCAGGAGGCAGCAGGGAGCCUCAUAUUGCCAGCACCACCCAUUGUCGUCACACUUGCUGACUAUGACCACGUGGAAGAGGUUACCAAGGAAGGAGUCAAGAAAUCCCCCUCCCCGGGCUACCCACUGGUCUGUGUCACCCCCUGUGACCCUCAUUUCCCUAAGUAUGUCAUCAUGAAGGAGCGCUGCAGCGAGGCUGGCAUCAACCAGACAUCCAUGCAGUUCAGCUGGGAAGUGGCUGCCCCGACUGAUGGCAAUGGAGCCCGGUCUCCCUUUGAGACUAUCACCGACAACACACCAUUCACCAGUGUCAACCACAUGGUACUGGAUAGCAUUUACUUUAGCCGAAGGUUCCAUGUGCGCUGUGUGGCAAAGGCUGUGGACAAGGUGGGCCAUGUGGGGACCCCCUUACGAAGCAACAUUGUUACCAUCGGAACAGACAGUGCUAUCUGCCACACCCCUGUGGUGGCUGGGACAGCUAGAGGCUUCCAGGCUCAGUCCUUCAUUGCAACCUUGAAAUACCUGGACGUCAAACACAAGGAGCAUCCAAACAGAAUCCACAUCUCCGUGCAAAUCCCACACCAGGAUGGAAUGCUGCCCCUGAUCUCCACCAUGCCGUUGCACAACUUGCACUUUCUGUUAUCCGAGUCCAUCUACAGACAUCAGCAUGUCUGCUCCAAUCUCGUCACUACCCGCGACCUGAGAGGCAUUUCAGAGGCAGGGUUCCUGGAUGAUAUGGUGUAUGGCAGCACUGCCCUGGGUCCUGGCUACGACCGCCCCUUCCAGUUUGACCCCAGUGUGCGGGAGCCAAAAACCAUCCAGCUCUACAAACACCUGAACCUAAAGAGCUGUGUCUGGACCUUUGAUGCUUAUUACGACAUGACAGAGUUAAUUGAUGUCUGUGGAGGGUCUGUAACUGCCGACUUCCAGGUGAGAGACUCUGCUCAGUCGUUCCUGACGGUGCACGUGCCUCUCUAUGUCUCCUACAUAUAUGUGACAGCACCCAGGGGCUGGGCCUCCUUAGAGCACCACACCGAGAUGGAGUUUUCCUUCUUCUAUGACACUGUUCUCUGGAGAACAGGAAUCCAGACGGACAGUGUGCUCUCUGCAAGGCUUCAGAUAAUCAGAAUCUAUAUUCGAGAGGAUGGUCGGCUUGUCAUUGAAUUCAAGACCCACGCCAAAUUCAGAGGACAGUUUGUGAUGGAGCACCACACACUGCCUGAUGUCAAAUCUUUCAUAUUGACUCCAGACCACCUAGGAGGAAUUGAAUUUGAUCUGCAGCUUCUAUGGAGUGCUCAGACUUUUGAUUCUCCAUAUCAACUCUGGAGAGCCACUAGCUCCUACAACAGGAAGGACUACUCGGGGGAGUACACAAUCUACCUGAUCCCUUGCACGGUGCAGCCUACACAGCCUUGGGUUGACCCAGGAGAGAAGCCUUUGGCCUGCACUGCACACGCUCCGGAAAGAUUUCUGAUACCCAUUGCGUUCCAGCAGACCAACCGCCCCGUGCCAGUUGUCUAUUCUCUCAAUACUGAAUUUCAGCUCUGCAAUAACGAGAAGGUGUUCCUAAUGGAUCCCAACACAUCUGAUAUGUCACUGGCAGAAAUGGAUUACAAAGGAGCCUUCUCAAAAGGUCAAAUCCUUUAUGGCCGAGUACUUUGGAAUCCAGAACAAAACCUCAAUUCUGCUUACAAACUCCAACUGGAGAAAGUCUAUCUUUGUACUGGCAAGGAUGGCUAUGUGCCUUUCUUUGAUCCCACGGGAACAAUCUACAAUGAAGGGCCACAGUAUGGAUGCAUUCAGCCUAACAAACACCUGAAACACAGAUUCCUGCUGCUGGACCGCAGUCAGCCAGAGGUAACUGAUAAAUACUUCCAUGAUGUGCCUUUUGAGGCCCACUUUGCUUCUGAGUUGCCUGAUUUCCAUGUGAUCAGCAGCAUGCCAGGAGUGGAUGGAUUUACUCUAAAAGUAGAUGCGCUCUACAAGGUGGAAGCAGGACACCAAUGGUACCUCCAGGUGAUCUACAUCAUUGGCCCUGACACCAUCUCAGGGCCUCGGGUCCAGCGCUCUCUCACAACCCUUCUGAGGCGCAACCGAAGGGACUUGGUGGACCCCAGUGGCCAACUGACCCUUGACGAUUCCCUUAUCUAUGACAAUGAAGGAGACCAAGUCAAGAAUGGCACCAAUAUGAAGUCCCUGAAUCUGGAGAUGCAAGAGCCAGUUGUUGCUGCUUCUCUGACCCAAACUGGGGCGUCCAUUGGCAGCGCCCUUGCUGCUAUCAUGCUUCUGCUUCUGGUGUUUUUGGUGGCAUGUUUCAUCACCAGGAAAUGCCAGAAACAGAGGAAGAAACCAACCAGAAAGGACAUCUUGGAGGAGUACCCUCUGAACACUAAGGUAGAUGUACCCAAGAGGAACCUGGACAGGGUAGAGAAGAACGUAAACAGACAAUACUGCACCGUGCGGAACGUCAACAUACUAAGUGAAACCGAGGGGGCAUACACGUUCAAAGGUGCUAAAGUAAAAAAAUUGAAUUUAGAAGUCAGAGUCCACAAUAAUUUACAAGACGGAACCGAAGUUUAAUGGAGACCCACGUGUAUUUUUUUUCUAAAAUCAUUUUUAUAAAACAGGAAAAUGCUGGUAUUUUUAUAAUCUUGCAGAUUAAAAAGGAAAAACUAACUCUGAGUGACAGAUGGCACACAUCACAAGCAUUAACUCACAACUGAGCUACCUCAUUAAACCAAGAACCGCUGGGGCCCCCAGAGGAUUCCUGUAGGGUUAUUAAUGUGUAUCCCUUUAACAUUCUUAAACAGCUACAAAUUGCUCUUUCUGGAAGGCUAAUCUUAUAAAACAAGUAUUUUAGGUAUUAGAUUGGAAGUUAGACAAUUAGUUUAGCCCAUGGAGUUCAGAGAAUUGGGGAACAUACAGUGGCAGAUCUCAGCAUUUCAGAGAGAGUGUGUGGGGUACAGGGCCUUUGGUCUCCCCACUCCACCACUAACUUUCUCCUACUUGGCUUUUCCUGGGCCUGUGGAAAGCAGUGUUUGAAUUGCUUAAACCCAGAUUCUUGGUCUGACGUACUCUGGACAUGUUACCAGGAGGGACCAGUCCCUGAAGAAGGACAUCAUGCUUGGUAAAGUAGAGGGUCAGCAAAAAAGAGGAAGAUCCUCAAUGAGAUGGAUUGACACAGUGUCUGCAACAAUGGGCUCAAACGUAACAACAAUUUUGAGGAUGGCACAGAACCGGGCAGUGUUUUGUUCUGUUGAACAAAGGGUCACUAUGAGUUGGAACCGACUGAUCCGUGCCUAACAACAACUACAACAAGACUCCAUUAACAAUUUCUGCUAAUCAGCACAGCUAUAUACUUGCUCCUUGGUUCUACUUGAGGAACUACUGCUUAAAAAAACCACUAAUUCUUUUAUUUUCAAGUACUUUUCGCCUGGGGGUUUCCAAAGUGCUUUAGCCUAGAGCACUUCUCUACAAAUCACAGAUCACGUGAGAAACCUCUGGGCCUUUCCUGUCAGAUAUCAGGCACAGAGGAACCCUUCUUACAGAGAAGGAGACUGCAACCCAGGGAAAUGAGGAGCCUGGCGAGAUUCUCAGAGCUGAUUAGUGACAUGCUGUAGGCCCAAGGAGAUGUCCUUGUUUCCGACUGGCUUACUUAUUGCCAUGGAUGAUAAAAAAAAAAACAAAAAAAACACUCUCCUGCUACUCCAGGCUUUGUCCCAAUCUAAUGAUAAACAAACCCAUGUGCUUUGCUAGCUGUGGGUUGUUUUUCUUGUUUUUGUUUUUUAAUUUUACUAAUGUUUCAGGAAACUAAGUGUCCCAUUGGAAUAAAGCAAAUUAGGAGACAGUCCAGGUCAGUCUCAAGUCAGAGUGGAUGGAAGCCUAGUGUUCCCCUUGAUGUUGUCACACAGCAGAUAGCCACUAUUCCUUUUGCAGAAUUUCAGGGAUUUCUCUUUCGGGGGGCUCAUUCCUGGUAGCUCAGGCACUUGACUUGACUUUACCAUAUCAGCACGUGACGAGGCCAUAAACACAUGGCUUUUAAAUAAUUUAGUAUUCAAAUAUCAGCUGAACUCUUUUGGAUGUAGGGUGCAUACAACUUGCAUUUUUGUUUCUUUUCUGUUUCUGUCGUACUGGCAGAAACAGACGCAUGCACGUCACGUUGUUUUGAACCAGAGGCACAAUUCCAUUAUUCAGGAGUAAAAGACAUGUACUCUCUUCCCGAUGCACGGCACACCAUGAUCACUGCGGAAAUAACAGAACACUCACAUUCUAUAGUAUUUGUAUUUGAAUGCUAAGGUCUUUGACAGCAUUCCAGACUGGUACUAAAAGCUGAAAAGAAGGACCUGUGAAAGGCUUUAGGCGGCUCUAACAGACUCUGAGCUCCUUGAAAGUAGGGCCUGUGUGGGCGCACCUCUGAUUCUUCCACAGUGCCUUGCACAUAACAAGCACUCCAGAACUGUGUGUUAAGUGAACCAAUGGGCAGUGUAACGGCAUGACUGGUAGAAGAAGACAUUUAGGAAAGGGGGUUAGAGUGUAUGGUGGUAAUAUCACAAGGGCAAAUAGAGAAAAAAACUACGAUUAUCUCUUCUAUUUGGAUUAUGAAAUAAUCUUCUACUUGGAACAAAGAAACACCAAUUAGAAGAUUAUUCAUAGGUAUCGAAUCUGGCAGUGGCCUUAAAGAGGGAUGAACUGAGAAGUCAUAAUAAUGUUUUAGCAGGAGAUGAGACUGUGAGUCGGCACCAUGAGCAGACUUGGAGGAAAGUCUGACUUUGCAUUCUGAGAUGCCAGUAAAGUUUUCAGGAGAGGGUGGAUUGAAGUGAGCCCAGAGCUCACCUGGGGGUUUUCAAAAUGCUUUAGACUAGAGCACUUCUCUACAAAUCACAAAUCAUGUGAGAAACCUCUGGGCCUUUCCUGUCAGAUAUCAGGCACAGAGGAACCCUUCUUACAGAGAAGGAGACUGCAACCCAGGGAAAAGAGGGUCCUGGUGAGAUUCUCAGAGCUGAGUAGUGACAUACCCUAGGCCCAGGGAUAUGUCCUUAUUUCUGACUGGUUUACAUAUUUCUAAAACUUGUGCCUGGUCAGUGCUACUUAAGACCAGCUUGGGCAGUUCAGGGCCAGACGUCUGUGUCUGCUCAUAGACAUCUAGAAUCCGGCUGGAGAGCUCAUCAGCCAGACAGGAGUAUUCCCCAGAACAACCUAGAAGGUUACUGCUGGUUCUUCCAGAACAGGGAACUGAUCCUUUGUGGAGCAGCUUUUGAUUUGGCACAUUAUUUAUAACCUCCUCUAGGCUUGGAGCCCUUGGCAGCACAGUGGUUAAGAGCUUGGCCACCCACCAAAAGGUUGUCAGUUCAAAUCCACCAGCCACUUCCUUGGAAACCCUCUGGGGCAGUUCUGUCCUAUAGGGUCUCUAUGAAUCAACUCGAUGGCAAUGGGUGUGGUUUUUUGGGGGUUUUAGUACCAGAAUGCUUACACGCUAAAACAACAACUUUCCAUUUGUGCAAAUAUUCUUCUUACAUUACUUCCAUUACUAGCAAAUAGGACCGUGCAUAGAAAGAGGGCAAACUGGUAGCCAAAUGCAGCCAGUGUGGCAGGGAAUGCUGAGUACUCCUAGCAGCCUCUAUGUACGAGGUCUGAAAUGACCAGGGCAACACCCUGUGAUGACCUCGUGAUAGGAAACUGCUUGAAAGGAAAGCCCUUGGAAUAUUCCUGCCUCUUUUUCUGCCCUUCCCCCACUACAUACACUUUAUGGAAUGCCAGUACUUCUACAAUGGAUGCACACUUUAUUAAAUGGAAAGUGCUAAGAAAUGUGGAGCUGAGACUUAUUCCUUUGAUGGAGAAUUGUUCAUUUAUGGUUUAUAUUUCACAUUCCCAUGCCCCAAUUUGGUGACUGAUAUGGGAUUGUAUUUCAGUCAAAACUCAGCUUUCAACCUCUGAGUUGUUCACUAAUGCCUUGUGUGUGUUUUACUAAUCUUUUACUCCACGCAGUCAGUAGAGACGGAACAAAAAACCCGUAGGGGUUGCCAUUUGCUAUUACAUGCUCGCUUUGAAGGUUAAAAGAAUGAUCUGUACCUUGCUUUCCUUUUAUUGUGCUCCAGGCCUCCUGGAGGACACCUGCAGAUUCCUGUUGUUGGAUGGGGGAAAUAGUGUUGGGACGUGUUUGCACAGUCUUACGAUAUUCAGUCUCAGUGUCCUGUAGGUAUUUGUUAUUUUUGGAUACUACACACCUGCUCAGAUUGAGUAAAACAUUUGUGGUGCUGUCGACCUGAUUUCUUGACUCUUGAAUGAUUUUUGUAUUUCCAAUACCAAUUUGUGUGUUAUGAAUUUCUGAUUUCUCCAAUAGCAUAUGCCACUAUAUAAAUUUGUAUUAAUAAAUGACAGUCUGGUUACUUUUUUUUUGCUAUAUUCUUUUUUAUUUUCUCACUGACAUAGACAAGUUUAAGAAAGCAAAAUCAUUCUGAUAUUUGAGGUAAACUUUUGUGGAGAAAAAAUGGCUAAUAAGGUUUAUUCUGAGGUACAUAUUAACUGUGCUAAGAGUAGGAUGCUGAAAAAAUUACAUAUCCCCAAAUCACUAUAGUUGUUCUUUCGUGAUCAGUUGAAAACCAAGGACAAAGAAGAUUAAUUAAAAUGUCCAUGUGAAUACAAUAGGAUGAUUAUUUACACUAAAGUCAUUACCAUCAAAUCUUUUUAAGA
Messenger RNA from Loxodonta africana (African savanna elephant), 16553 nucleotides. It is a transcript of the gene FRAS1, whose product is annotated as Fraser extracellular matrix complex subunit 1. Bases 405 to 12443 code for a protein of 4012 amino acids. Gene Ontology annotation, molecular function: protein binding. The transcript has 74 exons. Gene Ontology annotation, biological process: anatomical structure morphogenesis; cell communication. The record is from RefSeq and is a predicted model, not a curated record. Lineage: Eukaryota; Metazoa; Chordata; Mammalia; Proboscidea; Elephantidae. Gene Ontology annotation, cellular component: membrane.